AUGGAGCGGUGUAGCCAAUGCCAUCGUCUCCUCCUGCUGGUACCGCUGGUUCUGGGGCUGAGCACGGCCCCAGCCUGUGCAGGUACACCUCCUGUGGAUGUGCUCCGGGCCCUGAGGUUCCCCUCCCUUCCUGAUGGUGUCCGGAGGGCAAGAGGCAUCUGUCCAGCUGAUGUGGCCUACCGAGUUUCCCGACCUGCCCAGCUCAGUGCACCCACCCGCCAGCUCUUUCCAGGAGGUGUUCCCAAAGAUUUCUCUCUGAAGACUGUUGUCCGGACUCGGCCUGGCCUCCAGGCUCCCCUCCUGACACUCUACAGUGCCCAGGGCGUCCGGCAGCUGGGCCUGGAGCUCGGCCCACCUGUCCGCUUCCUCUAUGAGGACCAGACUGGGCGGCCUCAACCCCCAUCUCAGCCGGUCUUCCGAGGCAUCAGCCUAGCAGAUGGCAAGUGGCACCGUGUGGCUGUGGCUGUGAAGGGCCAGUCUGUCACCCUCAUUGUUGACUGCAAAAAGCGAGUCACCCGGCCCCUACCCCGAAGUGCUCGUCCUGUAUUGGACACUCAUGGAGUGAUAAUCUUUGGUGCCCGUAUCCUGGAUGAGGAAGUCUUUGAGGGUGAUGUCCAGGAACUUGUCAUUGUUCCGGGGGUCCAAGCUGCCUAUGAAUCCUGUGAACAGAAGGAACUGGAGUGUGAAGGGGGCCAGAGGGAGAGACCUCAGAACCAACAGCAUCACAGAACCCAGAGAUCUCCAAAGAAGCAACCAUCAAGACUUCAUAGGCCACAGAAUCAGGAACCCCAGCGACAGGUGAGGGAGAUGGGAGAACCCCCAACCACAGCACACCCCAGGAAAGGAAAGAUGUGCAGACAUCCUCCCCAGGGGAAUUUCCCCCACAGUUCCAGAGCUUCCCAUCCAUUUGGGGCUACCAUUCUCCUCUCCCUAAUUCUCCCUUCCCAACCAUAG
This is a messenger RNA of Loxodonta africana (African savanna elephant), 954 nucleotides long. RefSeq names its product collagen alpha-2(XI) chain-like. The coding region runs from base 1 to 954 and encodes 317 amino acids. The transcript is spliced from 5 exons. NCBI's taxonomy places the organism in Eukaryota, Metazoa, Chordata, Mammalia, Proboscidea, Elephantidae. The record is from RefSeq and is a predicted model, not a curated record.